Striga hermonthica is the source of this 2376-nucleotide messenger RNA. The record is from the annotation of a GenBank genome assembly. NCBI's taxonomy places the organism in Eukaryota, Viridiplantae, Streptophyta, Magnoliopsida, Lamiales, Orobanchaceae.
AUGGCGGCAUUGGAGGAGCCUUCCGGUAAAUUGUUGUCCGUGGUCGACGAAUUAUACGAGUUCUCGGCUCCUCGAUUUCACGAUUUCUUGCGCAAGGAGACCGAGGAUGAUGUCCGUAAGGCCGAGCUCUGGUUCGAGAACGCCCGCCCUUAUGCCCAUUCUCCAUUUAUCCCUAGAAUCAAGGCAAUCAGAACUGUGCAAGAUCAUAUUCUCUGCAAUUUCAGUGAAGCUGAUCAAAUGCAGAAGAUACCAGAAACAUCGAAAGAAGCCCCUCCUAGCGCAUCAAAUUCUGCCAUGGAGCCAGCACCAAUAUCACUAAGUCAAAAAAUAUCUCAACCAGAAGUUCUCCCAACUGAAUCUACUGAAGAAGUGGGAGCAAAUAAGAGGCCUCAGCUAGAUAUUGUCCAGUCUGAAACGAAGAAAAAUGAUUCUUGCAUUGAGAAACUCGAUGUUGGAGUCAAAUGCAAUCCAGAAAAUGCGAACGACUCAUCGGAAAACGAGAAUGCUGUAACAGGCAAGGCAACCUCGAUUUGCUGCACCCCAGCACCACUAAAGCCGAUUGAAAACCAGAAGACUCACUCAGCCAUUAGAAUAGCCAGCAUUCUGAAAAAUCCUUCAUUAUUGAAUUCGAAGAAGCAAUUGCCAAAAUCACAAGGCAAAAGCACUAAGCCGGCUACUGUUAAAAGAGACACAAAUACUAAAAACAUCGUUGGAAAUUCCAACCUUACCCAUGAAAACCCUGCUAUCAAAAGGCAAAAACUGGAAGAUGGAAAAUCCCGACAGAUUCGGACAAUCAACAAACCUUCAAAUCUGCCUCACAAAACAAGAACUGGACUUGUGAGCAGCAGUUCUAACCUCUGCCCCUCAACUGUGAAAACCAAAAUAAACAAAGAAGACAGAAAGAUGUACGUUCGCGAACACGCACAGCCAUUCGUAUCCACGGCAGAAAUGAUGAAGAAGUUUCAGUCGAGGACGAGAGACAUGCCUAUGUCUCGAAGCAGUUCUAUUUCACAUAGUGAUGCUGCUGGAACUAUGAAAACAAAGCCUAAGCUUACUUUGACAAGACCGAAAACACCUGAAUUCGAGACGUCUCAGCGGGUGCGUAGUGUAAAGAUUAAAAGUUCAGCUGAGUUGGAGGAAGAAGCAAUGGCUAAAAUCCCUAAGUUUAAGGCUCGUCCACUAAACAAAAAGAUUUUCGAGGCCCCGACUUUACCUCCCUUGCCGAGAAGCACACCCCACCUACCGGAAUUUAAGGAAUUUCAUUUGGAAACUAUGUCGAGGGCCAUUCAAAAUGCAGAAACAUCCACGGUGGCCUCAACAGAAUCUACAGCAGUACAGAACCAUCAAUGGAAACUUCAUCACCUUACAACACCAAAAUCGCCUCUUCUUCAGACGUCUCUCAGAGCUCGUCCUCCGAGGAUCAAAAGCUCCGAGGAACGAGAAAAGGAGAGACUUGAAAAUAUUCCACAGUUCAAGGCCAGACCACUAAAUAAAAAGAUAUUCGAAAGUAAAGGUGAAAUGGGCAUGUUUUCCCACAUGAAGAAGCAGGUCACUGUACCCGAGGAAUUUCACAUUGUGAUAGAUAAAAGAAUUCCACCACCAACCUCUGUUGUAGAUUUAAUUGAUAAGCUUUCAAUAAAUUCAGAACCUCACCAGGAGAAGAAGCCUCUUUCUCGAAAUACUACACCAAAUCCCUUCCAUCUCCACACGGAGGAAAGAGGGGCACAGAAGGAGAAAAGAAUAGCCGAGGAACUCUCACACAAACAGUUGGAAGAAGAUAGGGCCAGAAUACCAAAAGCUCAUCCAUAUCCUUACACAACCGACUACCCCGUGCUUCCACCAAAGCCGGAGCCAAAGCCAUGCACAAAAGUGGAGCCUUUUCAACUGGAGAGUUUGCUGAGGCACGAAGAGGAGAUGCAGAGGGAAAUGGAAGAAAGGAAGAGGAUGGAGAUGGUAGAAGCGGAGAUGCGAAAAUUCAAAGCACAGCCUAUCUUGAAAGAGGACCCUAUUCCAGUUACUGUGAAAGAACGAAAGCCCCUCACGGAAUAUCAGGAAUUCAAUCUGCAUGUCGAGCACCGGGCUGUUGAUAGAGCAGAAUUUGAUAAAAAGAUUAAGGAGAAAGAAAUGACUUACAAGAGAUACAGAGAGGAGGAAGAAUCUGCAAGGAUGAUGGAAGAGGAGAAGGCCUUGAAACAGCUGAGGAGGACCCUAGUCCCACAUGCAAGACCCGUGCCGAACUUUGAGCAUCCUUUCUUGCCGCAAAAGUCUGCCAAAGAAGCAACGAAAGCCAAGUCCCCAAAGCUGCGUGUCGAUCAUAGGAAAGAGAAGAGAAGAGUAGUUUUUCCUGCAACAGCUACGCAUCAUCAUAUCAGGUGA